CCCCCUGCGCACACGUGUAGGUGGCGGGGUUUGGCGUGUGCCGCGCGAAGGUGCUGAAUUCAACAGCAGGGAUGGCGAUGUCUCCGCCUGCGCUGUCAGGGAGGCCUUUGGUGCUGGCGCCGGCCUUGGCCGGUUUGUGGCACGCAGUGCGAGGCCUAGCAGGACAAAGCGAGAGUCGUCAUUGCUUGGCAAAAGCUCACUUUCCUCUGCGGAUCCCAGAGGCAGCUGAGGCCACCCGGGCGGUCAUGGAGAACAGCCGGGCCCCUCCGCCGCUGCGAAGGUUUAUCGCCUGCCCCGACCUGGCGCGUGUUGUGGGCUCCCGGCUAGGUGACUACCAAGGCCUGCAGCUCACCGGCAGGCGCCCGCCACUUAUACUGGAGUGCGAGCCAGGUCCUGGGAUCUUGACCCGAACACUGCUCAAUACUGGUUCCCGAGUGAUAGCACUAGAGAGCAAUAAUGCCUUUCUUCCUGAUCUGGAGUCUCUAAAGAAGAAGUUAGAUGGACAACUGGAAGUGGUGCACUGUGACUUCUUCAGAUUGGACCCUAUUGGUUUUGGAUCAGUGAGGCCUCCUGUUAUGUAUUCUGAGAGACUUCUUGAGAAUUUGGGCAUUCUGCCUGUUCCUUGGACAGCAGAUAUUCCUGUAAAAGUGGUUGGAAUUGUCCCACAAAAAAGAGAAAGGAAUCUACUUUGGAAGCUUGUUUAUGCUUUAUAUGAAUGCAGUUCUAUAUAUAAAUAUGGAAGAGUAGAAUUGAACGUAUUUGUCAGUGAAAAAGAGUACAAGACUCUUGUUGCAAAGCCUGAAGAUCCAAGAAUUUAUCAAGCCCUAAGUGUACUUUGGCAAACAGCCUGUGAUGUUCAGCUUCUGCACAUGGAGCCUUGGUCUUCAUUUUUAACUAAUUCAAGAAAUGGUGGACUUUCCAUACCAAAGAGUGUGCUGCUGCAGAAUGACCACUUAUGCUUAGUACGAAUGACACCUCGGAAGAAUUUAUUUACAGACAGCUUGACAACCACUAAUUCAAGUAUAUUUAUUCUUAUGGUAAAACAAUGUCUUGCUAAAUGCAAAACAAAACUGGUAGACAAAUUAAAUUUAUGGAGUUCUGAGAGUGGGAAGAAGCUGUUGAGACAGCUAGAGAUACCAGAAAAUAUCACAACAGGCAAUUUAUACCCAGAAGAGUACAAACGCCUUUUUGAGGCUAUGGAACACUCUAAUGAAUUUGACCAAAGCUGGCUUUAUCAUUCCUUGGAAGAUAAUAGGGGCAUAAUUUUUUGAACUGAAGCCUGCUUAUUUCAGAAAGCCUCUUUUUGACUUGCAGCAUGAUGCAAAAGAAAAAAAAAUAACUUGAAAUCUUUAGUGAUAAAGAUGAUUUUUGUGCAGAUGACAAUGAUGCCUCUUGAAAAAGACAGACUGUUCAGGUGCAAGCAAUGAGAAUAUGUUUGAUUCUGAGUAGUUUGAAGUUGGCAUUUUCUGGGGUACAAUGAAAAAAACCCUUUGUUGUAAAAAAACCCCAACCUGUUACUGAGGGAACUUGUCUUUAGUCUUUGUAUUGCAUGUGAUUUGCAUUUGGAAAACAGGUCAAAUACGCCAAGCCUAUAGUUGCUUUCAGAGAUAGUAAGAAUGUUGAAUACAGUAUGGGCUCAUGGUAUGCAACCCCCAUUUUUCAGAUUGAAAAAGCAAGAUGUUGCCAAAAUAGCAGUGAGCAAAAGGAGCAAAGCACAGCAGGCACCAACUGCAUUUCCAGUUUAAAGAUUUCCCCCUCCCACUAUGUUGUACUAAACAUGGCAGCAGCUUUGUGAAAAUCCCAUCUUAACAAAAAUAGAUUGCAAUUUAUAGAAAUGGUAUGAGUUAAAAGAUUCCAGUUUUUCUGGCUUCCCACUUCUUGCUACCCUGAAUCCCCUUGAAAUGCCAUUCCUGUAGUUUGUUGGGUCCAUAGGGAACAGUGGGGGAGGCAGCACUGAGUUCAUGCAAGAUUUGGGAGAGAGUGACUUGUGCUGAUUCUCUUUCUCCCUUGCUGCUUCUCCCUGUUCCAUAUCCCUCAUUCCUGAGGAUCCUUCAGCACUUGUGAUUUUUCAGAAGGCGCACUGACAGGCCCUUCCACAAACUCAUUGUUCUGUAGGAUUGAAUACCAGGUAUAUAUAUUGAACAUAUGGUGGUGAUUGUGUUCUCUGAGCAGGGCUUGAACUACUGUGUAAAUUGUAAGAGCUUUGUCUCUAAACCUCUUCCUAAUUUUUGUUACCUUUUAUGUAAAUAUUUGUGUUAAUUUUUAAAUUAAACAUAAAAGUUCAGUAGAAUUCUGUGUCAAUAUAAGAUUACAUCUACAAAGAGGAUAUGGUAUUUAAGCAUUUUAGGUCACUUUUUCCCAUGAGGGAGCCAAACUUGCUUACAAAAACAAAUCUGGGCUGAUCUGGAUCCACCAAGCUGCAUGUGAACCCUGAGCCAAGAGCCCUUUUGGAUUUUGUCCUUCAGCUCACAAAGGUUUGCUCCUCUGGACCUGCUUUGACUAAAUGCCUGCCAAGAAGAACUUAGAUGAGCAUUGGUUGCUGCCAACUUACCUACAGCAAACCAGCAGGAUUUUUUUCUAGUAUCUUCCUACCUACUCAGAAUCACUUGAGUGGUUCUGGUUGCCAUAGGCAAAAAUGGGUUUGAUCCUAUCAUUUCAUUCAAUAAAGUGCUCAACCUUCAUCCAGUGUAGCAAUAAAAACAUUGUGUCAAAUUUUGCAGUUAAAUGCUACCACCAGUGGCUAAAAUUGAUAGCUAUUUUUGUUUCUGUGUUAACAUGAGUUUUUCCCUGAAGGAAGGCUCUAUGCUUAGCUGACGGUAGUAGUAGGAUCCUACCCUUUGUCUCUAUAGGG
Molecule: messenger RNA, 2851 nt
Organism: Eublepharis macularius
Lineage: Eukaryota; Metazoa; Chordata; Lepidosauria; Squamata; Eublepharidae
Gene: TFB2M
Product: transcription factor B2, mitochondrial
Exons: 8
Coding region: 72-1271 (399 amino acids)
Biological process (GO): rRNA methylation; transcription initiation at mitochondrial promoter
Cellular component (GO): mitochondrial matrix
Molecular function (GO): mitochondrial transcription factor activity; rRNA (adenine-N6,N6-)-dimethyltransferase activity
Source: RefSeq, a predicted model, not a curated record